Drosophila bipectinata is the source of this 1049-nucleotide messenger RNA. RefSeq lists its product as uncharacterized. Lineage: Eukaryota; Metazoa; Arthropoda; Insecta; Diptera; Drosophilidae. The record is from RefSeq and is a predicted model, not a curated record.
AGUGACAAAAUUAGUGGAGGAAGCGCUGACAAAAUCGCUGCUUGGCUGGCGUAAGCCCAAUUUUAGGCUCCACCUGCCAAGACAACUAAUACUUCAGUCUUUUUCCAAGCCUGGUGAUGACGAGACGUUGGCUGAUAGUGAGCUUGCUGCUUUAUUUGGGUGCCCGAGAGGCCUCCACGGGCGUCAUGGAUAACUUUGGUGAUGGCCUCAAGGUGGCUGGACAGAUGUUUGGCAUCAACACCGCCGCCGACGUGGCCAAUCUGGUGGCCAAAGCAUUCUCGGGAAAAAAUCCACAGCCGAUGCCCAAUUUAAUCAACUUUAUGCCCCUCCAGUGGCAGACACCAAGGGGAGACAAGGAUGAAGAGGAUCAGGAGGAUCAGUCUAACCAGGAAACGGAGACGGAAAACGCUCAAGAGGAGCCGUCAGUGGAUAGCAGUACCAGGAGGCCUCCACCGAAGCAGGGAUUCGAUACAGUCCAAAUGUUCACGAAUAUGAUGCGAAUGGUGGGCUUUGACACCCGAAAGCUGGGAGCUCUGGCCCUAAACGCCAUCAUAAUGGUUGCCCAGGCGAUUGGAAGUACCAUAAUGCAAGCCACCCGGGGUGGAGCCUCCCUAGAUGCCCCAGAAGCCCUUUACGAACAAAACGAAAGCCAACCUCGGUCGCUGCCCAUUAGCUCACCCAUUGAUUGGUUCCUCCAGCGAGAAGAUGGUCACAGCAAGAGAUUACUUCAAGAAAUCAUGGAUCGAGAACUGCCAGAGAGGAUCGUGGACAUGAUUUCCGAGAAGGAAGACCCAGAGAAGGGACACAAGGCCGGGUGCAUGAAGCUGCUCAUGUGCAAGAGUCAGCCGAUUAUUUGGGGCAUGCAGGACUCUCUCAAGAAACGUAUAGCCGGAGAACCCGAGGAGCAGGAGGAUACCGAUAGCUUUUUCAACAAGAAGGUGUUCUACAAGUAUCUGCCCAGCCUGGAGGACUUUCGGGAGCAUAGUACUAGCUGUGAGGCUAGAUUCCAUGAGGAGUGUCCUCGCAAUGCAACCACUGGGGGGUUCUAA